AGGGAAGGGGAAAGAGGGAAGGGGCGUCUCCCUGACGACGGGGGCGCGCGUCCGACCGGACUUCUCCCCGAGUGUAGCCAGUUUGAGCCCGCACCGGGGGCGGCUCGGUGGGCUGCGGGUGUGGGGAGGGGGGUGAUCUAGUAGCCGCCGCCGCCGAGCGUUCAGAGAUCUGUGCCCCUCCUGAAAAUGAACGAGGCGUCGGCAGAAGAGUUCAAAGAUCCAGAAGUAUAUAAAAUAUACUAUAUAUUUCCAAAUGGAGACAAAUACGAGGGUGACUGUACAAGAAUAUCUCCUGGAGUCUUUGAAAGAAAUGGAGCAGGGGUUCAUACUACCCCCAACGGAAUAACCUAUAUAGGGGCCUGGAAAGAUGACAAAAUGAAUGGAAUCGGAAGACUCGAACAUUUUUCAGGAGCAGUAUAUGAAGGAGAGUUCAAGGACAACAUGUAUCAUGGAACAGGGACUUAUACAUUCCCAAAUGGAGCAAAAUACACUGGAAGUUUCGUAGAAAACAGAGUGGAAGGUAAGGGAGAAUAUACUGACAUUCGUGGAUUGGAAUGGAGUGGUACCUUUCAUUACACAGCGCCGGGGCUGAAACUAAAGCUACAGAUGUAGGUCUCUAAACUAAAGUAAUAACAUUCAAGUUGAUGUUAAUCUUAAGCAAUUAUGGCCAAAUGUUUCCCUUAAAAGUUUCAUAUGCUACUUACUGUACUGUGAGUUAUCCAAUAAAAUCAUCCAUCCAUUUCUCUAUUUGCAACUUUAUUUUCAGAAUUUAAGAGAUAGUUUAAAAUAAAUUCUGAGAGUGUUCCCAUCAGUUAAGGAAUGGCUGAAGAAAUUGUGGCAUAAGAAUAUCAGGGAAUGUUGCACUAUAAAAAUGGACAAAUAUGAGCAAUUCAGAGAACCCUGGGAAAACAUAGAUGAAUUAACAAAGUGUGGAAAAAAUAGAAAUGAGAACAAUAUAUAUAUAUAUCUUUAAAAGCAUGAAUGAACAAAACAUAUUAAUUGGGAGAAACAUUUUUAAAAGUUGCCAGAAGCCUAACUUGAAGCAGCCCAUUCUAAUAAACCAAAUGCAUAACACAGGGGAGAGCUAUUUCUUAAAAUUUCUGUGUGGUCUUGGGAAAGUCAGUUAUCAGCUUGGGGCUUUUGUUUUCAAUCCUGUGAAAAGGAGUGCAUAUACAUCCUCAACCUAAAAAAUGUGUAACCACAGAGAAAUUCUGAAGAUUAAGCACAGUAAGAACUGAAAAGUUCUUUUUUGUGUCAAAAUUGUGUUUAUCUACACAUGUACACGUGUAUAUAAAACAAUAGAAUUUUAAAAUGAGAGCAACUUAUACUCACACUAUCUGGCUGGAUUCCCAGGGCAGGGCUGCUACAUCUCCCUUCGGAUUCUAAGGAGAGCCCUGAAGAGUUUUAGUAUAGAUUUUCAUAGUGCCUGCAGGGCAUAUAGUAGGUGCUUAAUAAAUGCUCAUUGAUUAACAAGUAGGGAGAGAUUAUUGAUUAGUUCAAACAGCCUCUACCCUUACAUUUAACUACAAGAGAAAAGCGCAUUACCAAAUUAUACUUACUCUUUGAUGAUUAUUAAGUGGAUUUGUGAUCUCAUUUUCGUCCAUCAGUACAAAUAAUAGCCUAUGUGAACAUUCUGUGUGAUUCUUAACCUUGUCUUUCUAUAAAUCCUCCAUAUAUGCCAGGAGGAAUCUGACAAGUAGGAUAGCUUUUGAACUCAUGUGUUGAAUUUAUGUAUUUAGAAAGAAAAGUAGUUUUGUUCAUAAUCUACUUUUUCUCUUCUAUGGAUAUAUAGAUGUUCAUUUUAUUUGAUGUUUGUAAAGUUCAUAAUAAAAAAAUUCUAAAAAACAA
Molecule: messenger RNA, 1848 nt
Organism: Phascolarctos cinereus (koala)
Lineage: Eukaryota; Metazoa; Chordata; Mammalia; Diprotodontia; Phascolarctidae
Gene: MORN2
Product: MORN repeat containing 2
Source: RefSeq, a predicted model, not a curated record